Molecule: messenger RNA, 2314 nt
Organism: Hippocampus zosterae (dwarf seahorse)
Lineage: Eukaryota; Metazoa; Chordata; Actinopteri; Syngnathiformes; Syngnathidae
Gene: sgk3
Product: serum/glucocorticoid regulated kinase family member 3
Exons: 17
Coding region: 314-1780 (488 amino acids)
Biological process (GO): protein phosphorylation
Molecular function (GO): protein serine/threonine kinase activity; phosphatidylinositol binding; ATP binding
Source: RefSeq, a predicted model, not a curated record
GCCUGUUGCCUUCAGGUCCCGUGACGAAUUUACAUCGGAACUUUCCCCGACCAGGAAAGGCUGAUGUUUCCUCCUUGUCUGAGCUGAAUCGACAGUUAGCAGCAACAUAUAACCACCCGUGACAUACUGGAGGGGUUUUGUGGGGCGUCGGGUCCCUUUAGCCCAAGUAAAGCAUCAAAAAUGUUGGCUUAACCGAGGGUUCGGAGGAGCACCGCCUGGAAACACCAAAAGCAGGAUGCAUCGUUGACUCCUCGUCCCCGCAAGCACAAACCUUCGAUGCGCCACCCCGUGACCUUCUUUCACCGUCCGCAAGAUGGAGGAGCAAUCGGGCCUGCCUAACGUCAGCAUACCGUGCCACAACGAGCAGAGGGACAAGAAAAAGCGCUACACGGUUUAUAAAGUGAUUGUCAACGUGGGGCAGCAGGAGUGGUUCGUCUUCAGACGCUACGCCGAGUUUGAUAAACUUUACAACACGUUAAAAAAACAGUUCCCAUCUUUAAGUUUGAAGAUUCCCGCCAAGAGGAUCUUCGGGGAUAACUUUGAACCCGAAUUCAUCAAGCAGAGACGAGUCGGCCUGCACGAAUUCAUCAAAGGCAUCGUGUCGCUUCCGCAACUUUGCAACAAUCCAGAUGUGAGGAGUUUCCUGCUCAUGGACAAAAUGCAAAACCUGCAGAACUCUGACGCGUCCGAAGAUGAAGACGACAAAAACAACUCAACUUCCAGAAACAUUAACCUCGGACCCUCUGGCAACCCACACGCCAAACCCACCGACUUUGACUUUUUAAAAGUCAUCGGAAAGGGGAGUUUUGGAAAGGUGUUCCUGGCCAAAAGAAAGCUGGACGCCAAGUAUUAUGCAAUCAAGGUCCUACAGAAAAAGGUCAUUCUCAACCGAAAAGAGCAAAAACACAUCAUGGCUGAGCGCAACGUGCUGCUAAAGAACGUGAAACAUCCCUUUUUGGUGGGCCUGCACUACUCCUUCCAGACCACAGACAAGCUGUAUUUUGUCUUGGAUUUCGUCAACGGAGGGGAACUUUUCUUCCACCUUCAAAAAGAGCGGACCUUUUUGGAACCCCGAGCCAGGUUCUACAUUGCUGAAAUGGCCAGCGCACUCGGCUAUCUGCACUCGCUCAACAUCGUUUAUAGGGACUUGAAGCCUGAAAAUAUCCUCCUUGACCACGAAGGUCACAUCAUUUUGACGGACUUUGGCUUGUGCAAGGAAGGCAUUUCUCAGACGGACACCACCAGUACUUUUUGUGGCACGCCUGAGUACUUGGCUCCAGAGGUAUUGAGGAAGCAGCCGUAUGACAACACUGUGGACUGGUGGUGUUUGGGUUCCGUGCUCUAUGAGAUGCUAUUUGGCUUGCCGCCGUUUUACAGCAGGGACACGCAUGAGAUGUAUGACAACAUUCUACACAAGCCACUGGUAAUGCGCGCCGGCGCGUCCAAUGCGGCAUGGUCUCUGCUGCAAGGCCUUCUGGAGAAAGAUGGAGCGCUCAGGCUGGGAGCCAGGGAAGACUUUAAUGAGAUCAAAACGCACCCCUUCUUCUCCACCAUAAACUGGAAUGACCUUGAACAGAAGAGGAUUCCUCCCCCAUUUACACCCAACGUGAACUCUUACUCCGACAUCUCAAAUUUUGAUCCCGAGUUCACUGAGGAGAUGGUGCCCAACUCUGUGUGUUGGACCCAGGAACACUCCAUCGUCAACGCCAGCGUGAUGGAGGCUGACGACGCCUUUGUGGGCUUCUCAUACGCCCCACCCUCUGAUGACUCAUUUCUGUAAUAUAUCCCCGACAGUCUUAAAGGGACGAAAAUUGCAUCACGUCACUUAUUCUACAAAGCCAAAGGAAGCAGCUAUGAUAUGGAACAGCACUUAAAACAGAUUUUAUUGGGAACAAACUAGGAUGGAAAGAAAUCUUUUUUACCCAUUUAUAUUGUAUAGAAAUAUAUCUAUAUGAAAGAUGCCAUUUUAAGAAAUGAGGGCAUUUCUUCAGCAUUGAUGCCACCCCAUAAGUGCCUUAACUUUGUAUUGUAAAAAAAAAAAAAACGCUGGACUUAAAGGACAAAGUUGGACAGUAAAAUAUGUGUCACCACUUUACUAAUAAUGUAGAUUUAUAUAAUUUCCAUGUAAUUGCUGUGAAACAAACCCUAUGGUUCAUAUUCUAAACUCUCGGCUGUAGAAUUACUUGAGACCACAAGAAAGCAGUUUGUGUGUAUCACAGGUCAUAUUUGUUGAAAUGAUGUUUUUUUUCCCCUUUUACAAAGACUUUAGUGGGUUUAUGCUACUGCACAGUAAUAAAUAAAAUAUUAAAGUGUC